This is a messenger RNA of Planococcus citri (citrus mealybug), 5189 nucleotides long. Its product is annotated as transcription factor MafB-like. Gene Ontology annotation, cellular component: nucleus. Bases 220 to 1218 code for a protein of 332 amino acids. Gene Ontology annotation, molecular function: DNA-binding transcription factor activity, RNA polymerase II-specific; RNA polymerase II cis-regulatory region sequence-specific DNA binding. The transcript is spliced from 2 exons. The record is from RefSeq and is a predicted model, not a curated record. Lineage: Eukaryota; Metazoa; Arthropoda; Insecta; Hemiptera; Pseudococcidae. Gene Ontology annotation, biological process: regulation of transcription by RNA polymerase II.
CACGAAGGAAACGUAUCGAUAUACGUAUUGUAUCCGCGGUUUGCGGUAAUGUGAAUGUUUCAAGGGAAUACCCCGUGGUUUGUUAUUCGAAUUUUUAAUGCAAUUUUAAAGAUUUUAUUUGAAAUGUCGUUUUAAUUUUUUAAACCAAAAAGCAAUCAAUUUUUUCGAUUUUUUUCCCGCGAUUGUAUUUUAAAUCUUGUGCGUUUUAUUUUCAACAUUAUGAUCGGUGAAGAAAGUGCGUUAGCGGACGAGUACGUCCAAGGAUUUGUUUUAGAUCAAUUCGAAGACGUGUCUAUUAAACGAAAAGAGAUGACCAAUUUCGUGCAUCCAGUCAAUAGUAAUACAAAUAACAACAGUAGUAAUAAUAAUAAUGCGAGUAAUAAUAAUAACAAUGACGAAGAAAUCAAUCAAAAUUCGGUCCAAACAGUACCUCCUCAAUUUCAAAGGCUUCCUCCGAUGCCAUUACCAAUUGCGUCACCGAUGAUUAGCCAAUCUCCGCCGCAUCAUUUACUCACACCUCCCGAGCACGAUAACUACCAUCAUCACUCGCUGCAUCAUCAUCAUCACCAUAGUGUGGUAAAGUCAUCGUCUACUAAUUUAAUCAUGUAUCAAAAUAUCCCCGGCACGCCGCCGGAUACGCCACCCGUGAGUAAUUCGCCAUCACCCCAAGGCGGAUAUAUGGAACACCAGCCCGUCUAUCCGCACAUUCAACCUGGGCCGAAAAGUGGCGCAUAUGGCGAUAUGAUCUGGCAACCGAUGACUGAUCGCCGCUACAGGCACGAGCCUUUGGACCUGAGACCAAAUUGCAACGGCGAUAGUGUGACCGAAAUUCAAAAUUGGAACGUUAUGCAACAGCACACGCACACCUCGGUCAUUGCCAGCAAUGAUGAUGAUACCUUAGUCACAUUAUCAGUCAGAGACUUGAAUUUACGUCUCAAGAGUUACCCCCGCGACGAGGUGGUCAAGUUGAAGCAAAAACGCAGAACGUUGAAGAAUCGAGGUUACGCUCAAAAUUGCCGCAGCAAACGAGUGCUGCAGAAAACCGAGCUCGAAUUAAAUAACCGUAAACUCGAAACAGAAAUCAACUCGCUACAAAUCAAACUUCGAGAAACCAUGCAGGAGUUGGAUAUUUACAAACGUAGGUGCGAAAUGUUCAUGGUUGAGAGUUCCAAUCGUAAUAGGAGGACUGGGGUACACACAACCAAUGAGUACCUAUGACGGCAUGUAUUCUCAAACUUCACCCAUCAGAAGCCCAAGAAAUGAGGUCCUUCAAUUUACUUACCAUUUUUACGAUUGAUUGUACCUAUCGAUUUAUUAUUUCAGGUUUGUUGUGUUUGUAAUUGUAUAGUACAUAUUAUUAGUACCUAUAUUUCAAAUUGAUUCAGUAUUUCUCUUUCUCUCUUUUUUUCUCUUCUUAUACUAUUUUGUAGUUUAAGAUCUACGUGUAUUUAUGUAGAUAUAUGAACUUUGAAGGUUUCUUCCAAUUUUUCUUUUUUUUCUUAUCUUAUAUUCUAGAUUUCAUUGUACAAAUUCCAAAUCCUUUUUUACACACGAGUACUUAAUAUCUCAUGAUUUUUUUUUUAAUAACUGAUUCACGAGAAGAUAUUUCAUUUAUUUUGUACAAUUUGUUUUUUAAUUUCUAAGUUUUAAAAUUUUCCGGUUGACAAUUUUUCGUAUGCAAUCAAAUUGCCUUACUUAGGUUUUUAUAUUGGAAUAGGUAUUAUUUUUAAUCGGUGCAGUGUGAGAAAAUAAUCUCUUGGCUCUUGGUGAUGAUUUUUCAAAUUUUAACCAAAAGAAUGAGGGAGAAACGAGUACGUAUUUUGUAACUUGAUGUACUUUUUCCUAAUAUUCUAAUAAGGAUUCUAUUUUCCUGUCGGUGAUUCUUCAAUAACGUGAUUUUGUCCAAUUUUUUCUAUAGAAGGAGGAAGUGGGUGUUUGAAAAGAUUAUAUUUCAGUACUAAUGAGAAAUUCAACUGUUUCAUUCAUACGGGGUGUCCCAGCUUCUUGGUAUAAAAGAGGUGCUUAUCUUGGUAUUCGACAAUACAGUCUGAAAAUUUCAAAGAGCAUAAUUUUUUUUAUUGUAGAUCCAGACACAUGGAGGAAAGGAGAGAGGGGAAAAAUGUGAGUUUUUACAAAAAUUUACCUUAUUAAUUUUUCAAAGGGAAUCUCAUUUGAUAUGAAAUUUGAAGUGACCCAUGCUAAUAAGGUCGUGAGGUGAAAUUUGACAAAGCUCUCAUUUCGGCAAUACUGCUGAGGAAAUUUUUACUAUGAAUUUUUUUUUUUGGAACACCCUGUGGAAGACUGGAAGUGUAUCCCUAAUAAAAGUGGUUUUGUAAAAUUUGAAUUUUCAGAGUUACAUUUUUUUCAACUUUUUCAAAAAGAAUUGAACUCUGAUCGACGACUCUUUUAAAAAAAGUUCGAUCCUUUUUCAAUUCUUUUGCCCAAUUUUUAAGGAAAUGUUUACUAAUGCUAUUGCAUUCCGUGCUUCUGAAGCAUCAUCAAAAAAAGGACGAUCGAAUUCAAAAAAGAAACUCUAGUUAUGUCCGUAUGUCCAGCAGUGCAAACACUUCUCAACCCCUUAGCACCCUGAAGAAGUCCAAGGGACGAAUGUAAACAAUUUUCAUUCCAGAAGUUGGACAAAAAAAAUGGAUUACGAUAUUGCAAAUAAAAUUGAAUUUGAGUCAUCAUUCACUUCGAAAAUGGUAGAUUUUUUAAAAGGAGUACACGCGAAUUCAAACCAAAUUCGAAAGUGCAGAGAGGAACAAAAGGUGAAAUUGAUGAAAAUUUGCAAUAAAAUUUCAUCACUUGAAAAUUUGUUUGAUUCUAUUUCAUUUUUUCAUAGGACUCACUUUAGAAAAAUGUAGGGUCCCAACCAUCAUUCAAUUUCUCUUUCUACAGCUCACAAUUAAGUGAAUAUUUUUAUGUCACGACGAAAUUGGAAUAAAAUAAGACCAAAUGUCGCAAGGGUUUUAAGAUUGUAAAAAAAUUGGUUACUUUUUGGAGUUUUUUAGAAUUUCAGUUCCAAGAAUAAAAAUUUAUGCUAUUCUUAUGCACUAUCAAAAUUUCCCAACAGAAAAAAUUUUCAUUUUAAAAUAAUACUCGUACUAUACUUGACUCGUAUGGCGAUAAGGUAUGGAAUUGAAUUUUCUACCACGCGCGUUUAUAAUUUAUUUUUGAAUAUAGACGUAUUUUAAUUUCAAAAAUUAAGUAAUUUCUCGAGAUCAUACACUGGAAUGCGAUUCUUAGUAGAUACAUCUCAUUUUUCCCUUUCAAAUUCCAAAAUGAAUUGAUCAAUGAGAAAUUUUCAAAAUUUUUGUGCUUUUGCUUUCUAUUAUCCAGAAACAUUGAAUUUUGUGUUUUCACCAAAUUUUUUGAGAUCUCAAAACUCAAAAAAAAGUUUCGAAAAAUGGAACGAAGUGAUACAUCAAAACUUUCUUUUUGUGAGUCCUAAAAAAAUUGGGAGGAAGAGAUGAUCAGAAAAACUUUUAGAUGAUACAAUUUUUUAGCAAAUUUUAAUCAACUUGAGCUUUUGUCCUUGUGUGCAUUUUUAAAUUUGAUCAAUUUCCAAAGUGAAUAAUGACUGAAAUGCAAUUUCUUUAAAAUCGUUGCCCAACCCUGCCUAUGCCUACAUUUUAUAAAUGUUGAAAACGUGCAAAAUAGAGUCCCAAAGUACCUACACCUAAUUACCUUUAUUCUACGUAUUUUCAAAUUUUCAAAAAAAUUUUCUUCAAUUGAUUCCCAUUCAUUCAAAAAAUUCUAAAUUUAAAGAUGGUGAAAAAAUCAAAAAGUUGAUAAAAAAGGCCCAAAAGUCAGAAAUUUUAUACUGUUGAAACAAUCUAGACACUUUGAAUCAAUCUUAUCCUUCAGUUUUCUUUGCAAAUCAAUUGCACUUACUUAAUUUUUCUUCCCCUUUCGAAUUGUUCUACGAAUGAAGAUAAAAAUCCGAAUUAAGUGAUGAAAUAUUCAACAAAUUGAUGAAAGAUCGUGAAUAUUUCAUUAAAGGAUAGUUUAAAUAAAAAGGAGCCCAGAAUCUCCCCCCCCCCCUCCGCGAUUAAACGUUUUAUUCAAUAUAUUAUGGUAAAGCACAUUGAUUUCUCGGUAAAGUUGUAAAAAUGUUUCCUCGAUUGAGGUAAUUUUGAUACAUUUUUUUAAAAUAUUGGCAAAUUAAACAUGAUUUGAUACAUCUAUAGGAAAACGAAACUAUUGAUCAUGGAUGAGAAAUGAAAAUUAAAGUGUGAUGUUGGGACUAGCUUUCGAAUUAAAAUUCAUGAGUGAAUAGUACCUACUGGUUUUAUUUUAUAACUUGAGAUAUUUUCUGUUAUUUAAAAAAAUCUCUAAAUAGUGGAAUUUAUAUAAUUGAGUGUUUGGCAAUGUGAGUACAUAAUUUCAUAACUGGAAAUAAUGACCCUAAUUAAAAAUAUUAUGGUCUCGAUAAACUUGUCGAAAACCUUUAAAAAGUUUAUUUAUCAAGCCUACGUGUAUACUUUGAUACUUUGAUUUCUACCCAUAUUUUGAGACGAUACGAUGUUUAUCAUCAAUUGAAUAAAAAUGUGUUUUCAAUGAUAAACGGAAGUCUAAAUCUAGAAUUCACAUGUACCGAUUAAAAAUAAUAUUAUGUGGUUAUAGCGGUGACCUUUUUACCGAUUGUCACAUUAAGGCUGUAGUUUCUUUUUUCCGAAGUGUGUGUGUGUUUUUUAUACCUAAUGAAUGUUUACAGAAUUCAUCAUAAUUUUUAAAAAAUUAUACUUUAUUUUUCAAUAAAAUAUUGUUGUAUGUUAAGUAUUAUUCAAUUUUUCAGUUUUACUCGAGGUGUCGAGUGUCAUCAAUAUCAUGUCUAAUAAUUUCAUAAUUUUUUAAUCGCCUUAUUUGAAAAAUCUGAAUUUGUGUAAUUUCUAUUCAAAUGUUUGUACGUACUUUGUACAUUUGGUAGGUACAUUUGGAAUAGUUCAUUAAGUUUAAACUGCAGCCUUGAUUCAAAAAUUGUCAUUUCAGUAGUUCGAAUCAAAAUUAUGUUGUGCUGAUGUUUAUUUUUGAAUUUCAUCAAAAAUGUUUUGCUGUAGCAUGAUUUUGAUAAAUUAGAUAUCAUAGCUGAGUUGUGAAUAUUUUGUCUUAAUUACGUAUUAUCAAGUUGUGUAUGAAUGAAUUGUAUUAAAACGAAACUAUCAUAAAAUUCAUAGAUGAAAUUGAUU